Photinus pyralis (common eastern firefly) is the source of this 2302-nucleotide messenger RNA. Its product is annotated as zinc finger CCHC domain-containing protein 8 homolog. The transcript is spliced from 4 exons. Gene Ontology annotation, cellular component: catalytic step 2 spliceosome. The coding region runs from base 116 to 2032 and encodes 638 amino acids. Lineage: Eukaryota; Metazoa; Arthropoda; Insecta; Coleoptera; Lampyridae. Gene Ontology annotation, molecular function: RNA binding. The record is from RefSeq and is a predicted model, not a curated record.
CGUUAGGUUGGUACGCGUUUUCUGUCUGUUUUUCACAUUUUGCAACCCAAAAUUUUCCACUAAUUUCUAAAUCAUGUUCUUUUUUAAUUAAUUAUUAUAAUUAUUAUUAGUGACUAUGGUAAAGCCAAGGAAAGGAGAUGGUGCACGGUCAUCUCGGGGCACAGUAAUCGAGUUAAGUGAUGACGAUUGUGUGUUAGAUAUUUCUUGCCCUGACGAUAUUGAGAUUGUGGAGCUUGGUAGGAACACACCAAGUCAAGUAGUAACGUCACAAAGUUAUGAUUCCGGCGUAGAAUUCGCUUCACAAGUUAGUGUAGAUGGAGGAUCCCAAGAUAUAUCCGACUUAACCACAGUUCCCACUGAAAGCGUAGAGUUGUCAUCACAAGAAUCUGAUAAAACUGCAGACCCUAUUGAUAUUACUGAUAGUGCCGCAUCUCAAGAUUCGCAGGAUGUAAUUGUGUUAGAUGUCGAGAGUGCAGUUAACGCUCAAGACUCGAACAGUGAUAGUAAAAAGCGAUUAUUGCAAUUGGAAGAGGAGAUACAACAGUUAAAGGCGGAAAAUGAAGCAUUGAAAUCCAGUACGUGCUCAUGCCAAACCAUCAAAGAUGCAAUUAUAACGAUUAGGUUUGAUAGUUUAAAUUCUUUUAACACAUACCAAGAAGCGAUAUGCAAGCUGUUCAAAGAAUGCAUCGACUUGGAGCUUGAUGAACGGAAAGAUGAUUUGUUAAUUCGUAUUUAUAAAGAUGGCACCAUUAACCGAAAUGAGUGGGUUGUAUUAGAUGAAUUAGAAGUGACGUUACCACUUGAUAAGCGUAAGAAAAGAAGGAAAAGAAAAAUUUCAGUAGAAGAAAGUGAAAGUUUAAAUGACACAUUCGUGUUAGAUACAACACCCUCGUUAAGCACUAAUAAAAAUAAUUUACGAUACGAAAGUAAGUUUGACAUUGCUAGUGCUAUAAAUAAAGGGGCGGACGAGGUCCCCAAGGCCGGUUCCGGUACAUGCUUUAAUUGUGACGGUUCCCAUAAUUUACGUGACUGCCCACAUCCCAAAGACUACGCUAAAAUUCAGUUAGCAAGACAAAAAUUUAAACCGCAAAAUAAAUCUACCGUUUAUCGAAGGUAUCACUUGGAUUGCGACCAGAAAUUUGAAGUUUUUAAGCCGGGCCAAAUUUCGACAAAAUUGCAAGAGGCAUUAGGUAUACGCCACUAUCAAUUACCCGAAUAUAUAUACAGAAUGAGGAAGUUGGGUUAUCCGCCUGGAUGGUUUAGUGAAAUUGUAGAUUCGAGGGACUCCAACUUGGUUCUUUUCGAUUUUAAUGGUAAAGGUGCGGAAGAACAAAAGAAAAUGGUGCCAGAUCUAGACAUGAAUCAAAUCAUUGAUUAUCACGGAUUUAACAUACCCUUAAGGAAAGGUUUUAAAGAUGAACACCGACUGUAUGAUUCUCCUCCAUACUCGAAAGAAUUAAGUAAGUCAAAAAUGAAGGCAUUUUUGGACCAAUAUACCAAGGACAAUUUAAAUUCUUGCGAAAUGGAGGUUGACCACGUUGCAUCUGAUAAAGAAGUCGAAGUUAUAAACGUUUUAAAAGAUGACAAGGCUGAGCCAGUUAAGAAAACCAGUUCACCCACCUUAGACGAAUUGGAAAUAAAGAAGAAAAAGCUACUGGAUCAAUUAACAGAGGAUGUCGGUAGUAAUUCGGUUUCUGAAUCGAAAAUUGACACAGACACCACGAUUGACAAUUUCGUCACGCUUGACGAAACUGGGCCGGAUGCUACUGCUGAAGCGGGCGAGCUAGACGAUUCUACAAUCGAGAAACAGUGUGAAAGUCCAAUUUUGAAGACGAUCAAAACAAGCUACUUCGGUACUCCGCUAAUAAAGGGUGCGUCACCUUACUCGCGACUACCUCACUGUGACAAUUUUACUAAGAACGUGUCGGACGUUAUUAAUUUCGAAAACCUGCCCAAUUCGACAGGUAAGUAUGACCAAAUGGUGGUUGUUAUUGAAAAGGUGCGUAGAAGUUUAAACAAUAAGAAAUCAUGAUAUGUGUGUAUGCUAUACCUUUAAAUUGUUAUUUUUGAGACGUAAUCUGCAUUUGUAUCGUCAAAGAUGUCUAAAUUGUAACUAUUUCGAUAUCGCAUUUAAGUACAAAUUAGAAAGUAUUCAUGAUGUAUUUUAAAGGUUUCGGAAUCUUAUUGUUUAUCACAUCUAUUUGGUAUAACAGUUAAUUUGAACUCUAAACAAUGUUGAUAUAAGAGCUGGUUUAUAAAUGAAGUAAAUAUGUUUUCUACUAUAAAUUGAUUGUUUGUUGAA